This is a messenger RNA of Aedes aegypti (yellow fever mosquito), 1952 nucleotides long. RefSeq names its product facilitated trehalose transporter Tret1-2 homolog. The coding region runs from base 299 to 1858 and encodes 519 amino acids. Gene Ontology annotation, cellular component: membrane. Lineage: Eukaryota; Metazoa; Arthropoda; Insecta; Diptera; Culicidae. The record is from RefSeq and is a predicted model, not a curated record. The transcript is spliced from 3 exons. Gene Ontology annotation, biological process: carbohydrate transport; transmembrane transport. Gene Ontology annotation, molecular function: sugar transmembrane transporter activity.
AUCAAACUUUUUAUCUUUGAUUUUUAUUUAUGAGUUUCCAUAUUACGGCACAAGGCACAAUAAAGAAUUUGAAUCAAUUAUAUCAGUCCGCAGCGAAGCCAUUGCAUUCAUUAGUUUGUUUUCCCAGAAAGUUAACGGCGACAGUAGCGUUCAUAAUAAGCUAAUCCAAUUUUGUCACGAUAUCUAGUAUUAGCCUGUGCGAUUAGAGGAUAUUAUCGCAUUCGGAUUAGAGCCCCACGCAAUUGCAUUGGACGGCAGAUAUCGAAGCAUCUGUUUGACUCUGCGGUUACCGUGAAGGAUGAACUUCGAAAAUGAGCGCGCUCCGCUUAUUCCAGCUAUCCCAGCUGCGGCUGUGGCUCCCGGAUCGCGACAAUACGGUACCACCUACAACCGAAAUAGUUUUUUGCGCGAAAUGACGAGCAGUUCCAUGGUGAACAACGUGGCUGACGAAUCCGGCCGGAAAUUGCGACAGUACAUUGCUGGAUUGGCUGCGUCCGGGGGUGCCUUGGCGGUCGGUACUUUCCUUGGGUGGACCUCACCGGCGAAUUUUCCCCUAGUACAGAAGCAGGAGUAUGGAUUUCCCAUCAGUAUGGAGGAGUUCUCCUGGAUUGAAUCGAUUACUAACUUGGGCGCAGCAGUGAUGUGUCUCCUGAUCGGAAUUCUUAUGAAGAUGAUCGGCCGGAAGUGGGCCAUGUUGACGAUGGUUCUUCCAUUGCUCCUCGGUUGGUUGUUGAUCAUCUUCGCCAAGAACGUGGCUAUGCUGCUGGUGGGCCGCUUCUUCCUCGGUAUGGGAGGAGGUGCGUUCUGUAUAGCGGUUCCGGCGUAUACGGCUGAGAUUGCGCAGUCCUCGAUCCGUGGAAUGCUGGGAACGUUCUUCCAGCUGCUCGUCACAGUCGGUAUUCUGUUCGUGUACGGAGUCGGUGCCGCUGUAAACGUACAGAUGCUGAGCAUCAUCUGUGGUGUUAUUCCGGUUGCGUUCGGAUUGAUCUUCUUAUGCAUGCCCGAGAGUCCUCAUCAUUUUAUUGGAAAGGGACGGGAUGUUGACGCUUCUAAGUCACUGAGGUGGCUCCGGGGGAUUAGUUACGACAGUCGCGCCGAAAUUGAGGCAUUAAAAGCUGAGAACGCUAGAAUUCGAGAGGAAAAUAUCACUUUCGUGCAGAGCUUUAAACAGCGAGCCACCAUUCGGGCGUUGGCCAUCUCACUUGGUUUGAUGUUCUUCCAACAGCUGUCCGGACUAUACGCCGUUAUCUUCUAUACCCCAACAAUCUUCGCCAAUGCCAAUAUCGGAUCAGAUAACACCACGAUCUCGAUCAUUGUCGGAAUCAUCCAGGUGGACGCUACAUUGUUGGCCACCUUUAUGGUUGACAAAACCGGUCGCCGAAUUCUGCUGAUAAUUUCCGACUUCUUCAUGGCUAUUUCGACGAUUCUCCUCGCCGUGUACUUCCAGCUCAUGGAAAAGGAUGCCACGUUGUUAAAAAAUCUGGAAUGGCUCCCGACCCUCGCUGUCUGCCUCUUCAUUACCAUGUUCUCCAUCGGAUACGGUCCCAUUCCGUGGCUUAUGGUUGGAGAACUCUUUGCCAACAACGCCAAGGCCUACGUCAGCCCUUUGGUCGGUGUGUUCACCUGGACACUCGCCUUUCUGAUAACGAAGAUCUUCCCCUAUCUCCCCGAUGCUCUCGGAAUUGCUGGAGUAUUCUGGCUGUUCUCCGGACUGUCACUAGUCGGUACCGUAUUUGUAUUCUUCAUUGUACCGGAAACGAAGGGUAUCGCGCUGGAGGAUAUUCAGCGAAUGCUCUCGGACGAAAAAGUCCAGCGAUUCAGCGGUCACAGCAAUCUGGCCAUGGAAGAUGACGAUUAACAUGUUCCCAUGAGCUACCUACACCAAAACUUUAUACCUGUAGAUAUUAAGGUCAUGACAUUACUAAGAAUUUGAAUUACAUUCGUUAACAUGA